Molecule: messenger RNA, 3831 nt
Organism: Verticillium dahliae VdLs.17
Lineage: Eukaryota; Fungi; Ascomycota; Sordariomycetes; Glomerellales; Plectosphaerellaceae
Product: multidrug resistance protein
Exons: 4
Coding region: 1-3831 (1276 amino acids)
Biological process (GO): transmembrane transport
Cellular component (GO): membrane
Molecular function (GO): ATP hydrolysis activity; ABC-type transporter activity; ATP binding
Source: RefSeq, a predicted model, not a curated record
AUGGGCGCCGAAGCCUUGAGCGAAAAGGGCGCUACCGCUGCCAGCGAUGAGGCCCUCGCUGCUGCCGCCGCCAGCAAGGAGCCUGAGCCUGAUGUCCCCGAAGAGGAAGCUCCUUGGGCAGCAUACAAAAGAAUCUUCCGAUAUGCUGGUCCUCUCGAGUACUCCUUGCAAGCCAUCGCCAUCGUUGCUGCGAUUGCGUCAGGCGCUGGCAUUGCGCUCCAGAACCUCAUCUUCGGCCAAUUCAUCACCGUCAUCACCGACUUCACUACCGGUGUGAACACACCAGCCCAAUUUAUGGAUGAUGUUUCUACCCUGGCAUUCGUUCUCGCCUACCUCUACAACUCUCUUCUCACGUACGCUGCGUAUCGCAUCAUUCGCAAUAUCCGUCACGAGUAUCUACGCGCCGCCCUGAGCCAGGAAGUCGCAUUCUAUGACUUUGGAACAGGCGGCUCCAUCGCAACCCAGGGCACCUCCAACGGCCGCCUCAUCAACGGCGGUAUUGCCGAAAAACUUGGUCUUACUUUCCAAGGACUGUCUGCCUUCGUUACCGCCUUUAUCAUUGCCUUCAUCGUCCAGUGGAAGCUCACGCUCAUCUGCCUUUGCAUCGCACCCGCCACCAUCAUCGUCAUGGGUGUCAUCGCUACCAUCGAAGCUGGUCACGAGACGAAGAUCUUGGAGAUCUACGCCCAGGCCAAUUCGUUCGCCGAGGGCGUCCUCUCUAGUGCCCGUGCUGUUCAUGCCUUCGAAAUGCGUGCCAGGCUUGUGCACAAGUUCGACGAGCACCUCAUCGAAGCCCACAAGGUGGGUAGCAAGAUAUCCAUCCUGUUCGGUAUCAUGUUCUCUGCCGAGUACACCAUCAUCUACCUGGGCUUUGGCUUGGCUUUCUGGCAGGGUACUCAGAUGCUCUCGCGCGGCGAAAUCUCCUCUUCAGGCGAAAUCUUCACUGUCUUGCUUUCAGUCGUCAUCGCUGCCAUCAGCUUGACGACCCUAGCCCCGUACUCUAUUGACUUUAGCCGUGCUGCGUCUGCAGCUGCUAAGCUUUUCAGUCUCAUGGACCGCAAGUCUGCCAUAAAUCCAUUCGACAAGUCUGGUGAAGAGCCAGCCGAGACUGUCGGCCUCGUCGAGAUUGAGAAUGUCACCUUCGCCUACCCUACCCGGCCGAGCACCACAGUUCUCGAUAACUUCACCCUGCGUGUUCCUGCUGGCAAGGUGACCGCACUCGUUGGCCAGUCUGGAAGUGGUAAGAGUACCAUAGUCGGGUUGCUUGAACGAUGGUACAACCCCAAAUCCGGUACGAUCAAGCUUGACGGCCGUCCGAUCGAAACGCUGAACCUCAACUGGCUGCGCAAGAACGUCCGCCUCGUCCAGCAAGAGCCCGUUCUGUUCCAAGGUAGCGUUUUCGACAAUAUCAAACACGGCCUCGUUGGAACGCAAUGGGAGAAUGCUCCUGUAGAAGAGCAGAGAAAACUGGUGCAGGAAGCGGCCAAGAUGGCGUUUGCGCACGACUUCGUCUCUGAGCUGCCAAAUGGCUACGACACGCAAAUUGGCCAACGUGGCGGUCUACUUUCUGGUGGACAGAAGCAGCGCGUUGCUAUUGCUCGCAGUGUGGUAUCGCAGCCGAAAGUACUCCUCCUGGACGAGGCUACCAGCGCACUUGACCCGCACGCUGAAAGCAUCGUUCAACAGGCCCUCGAUAAGGCUUCCGUCGGCCGUACCACGAUUGUUAUUGCUCACAAGCUGGCUACCAUCCGCAAGGCCGAUAACAUUGUCGUCAUGACUAAGGGCCGCAUCGUGGAGCAGGGUACCCACGAGGCCCUUAUUGCCAAUGACGAUGUUUACGCCAACCUUGUCAAGAUCCAGAACCUCGCUGUCACAGACACAGACUCGACCUCGGACACGGAGAUUGACGAAGCCAACGCCUCCAAGGGUGAGGACUUGGACGUCUCCAAAUCACUGACUCGCUACGCAACAUCAGUCCAAGGGCGCAUGGAAGACCAGAAGGAACGUGACAACUACGAUCACCACAAGCAAAAGGGCGUGUUCUACGUCGUACUUCGACUCAUGCGCGAGUCUCCAGAGGUGUUCGGGGCGUACGUCUUCAUGCUACUGGGCUGCAUCGGCGCUGCUGCCGCAUUCCCAGGCCAGGCUAUCCUUCUGGCUAACGUCAUGGAUGUCUUCACAUUGACCGGCGAUGCCAUGAGGAGUCGAGGGUCAUUUUAUGCAACCAUGUUCAUCGUCCUCGCCGCUGGUUGCCUCCUCUCGUACUUCUCUCUUGGAUACUCAACCAACGUUGUCGCACAGUUUCUCAACCAUAAACUGCGAAAGCAAAGUCUUGCCGAUAUGCUGCGGCAGGAUCUGCAGUUUUUCGAUCGCACAGAAAACAACACGGGCGCCCUCACUGGCCGCGUCGAUUCGAACCCGCAAGCUAUUCUCGAGCUCAUGGGCUUUAAUAUCGCCCUCAUCCUCGUCGCUGUGCUCAACGUCGCGUCCUGCUGCAUCCUUGCCAUUGCGCAUGACUGGAACCUCGGUCUUGUUGUCGUCUGCGCUGGUCUGCCCCCUAUUCUGACGGCCGGAUACCUCAAAAUUCGGUUCGACGCCAAGCUUGAUCGCGACAUGUCGAAGCGUUACGCCAAUAGUGCCGCCAUUGCCUCGGAGGCUGUCAAUGCCAUCCGCACAGUGUCGUCCCUCGCUAUUGAGGAGUCGGUCCUCCAGAGCUACACUGCCGAGCUCGAUUGGGCCGUCGCGGAAUCCACUCGUCCCAUGUUCAUCAUGAUGGUGUGGUUUGCUUUGACGCAGUCGAUUGAGUACUGGUUCAUGGCGUUGGGUUUCUGGUACGGCUGCCGUCUGCUGUCAUUCGGCGACAUCAGCAUGUAUGACUUUUUCGUCGCCUUUCUGGGUGUCUUCUUCUCCGGCCAGGCCACCGCCCUUUUGUUCCAAUUUUCGACAAGCAUCACCAAGGGUAUCAAUGCAGCCAACUACAUUUUCUGGCUCCACGAAUUGCAGCCCACGGUUCAAGAAACGCCCGAGAACCGCAACCACGGUCCCAGCGCUGGCGGUCCUAUCGAGCUCGACAACGUUCGCUUCUCCUAUCCUCUUCGUCCGGAUGCUCCCGUGCUCAAAGGUGUUGAGAUGAACAUUCAACCCGGUCAAUUUGUGGCGCUUGUCGGCGCGUCUGGAUGCGGCAAGUCCACAAUGAUCGCCAUGCUCGAACGCUUCUACGAUCCGACGACCGGCACGAUCAAGAUUGCUUCCUCUCCACUGCCCACUCUGAACCCAAGGCUAUACCGUCGCCUCGUCGCGCUUGUCCAACAAGAGCCGACGCUGUUCCAAGGGACGAUUCGCGAGAACAUUGCCCUCGGCCUGGAUGAUGACCCUCUCGACGCCUCGUCGGAGAAGACCGCCGCCACAGUCCCUGACUCUCGAAUUGAGGUCGCACUCCGCGCAGCCAACGCGUGGACCUUUGUCUCGUCGCUACCACAGGGCCUCGCCACUCCAGCCGGCGCCAACGGCACGCAGCUGUCGGGUGGUCAGAGGCAGCGCAUCGCCAUUGCGCGGGCGCUCAUUCGUGACCCGGCCAUUCUGCUUCUCGACGAGGCGACGAGCGCCCUGGACACGGAGAGCGAGAAGAUUGUGCAAGGCGCCCUCGCCGAGGCGGCCAAGGCUGGAGACAGGAUCACGGUGGCGGUCGCGCACCGCUUGAGUACUGUCAAGGACGCCGACUGCAUUUGUGUGUUCUACGGUGGGAGGAUCGUGGAGAUGGGCACGCAUGCUGAGCUCGUGGCCCUGGGAGGCAUGUACAGGAAGAUGUGUGAGGCGCAGGCUCUGGAUUAG